CAGAGGGCCAGGAGAAGGAGAAAAGAGGCUUGGAAACGAAGUGGCAGCAGCCCUAGAAUUAGUCGAAGAUGUCGGGUCAGACGCUGACAGAUCGCAUCGCAGCUGCUCAGUACAGUGUUACAGGAUCAGCUGUAGCUAGAGCCGUCUGCAAAGCAACCACACAUGAAGUGAUGGGCCCCAAGAAAAAACACCUGGACUAUCUGAUCCAGGCUACGAAUGAGACAAAUGUCAAUAUUCCCCAAAUGGCUGAUACACUCUUUGAGCGGGCAACAAACAGUAGUUGGGUGGUUGUGUUCAAAGCCUUAGUUACAACACAUCAUUUAAUGGUUCAUGGCAAUGAGAGGUUUAUUCAGUAUUUGGCAUCUAGAAACACACUAUUCAAUCUCAGCAAUUUUUUGGACAAAAGUGGAUCACAUGGAUAUGACAUGUCCACCUUUAUCAGGCGCUAUAGUAGAUACUUGAAUGAAAAAGCAUUUUCUUACAGACAAAUGGCAUUUGAUUUUGCAAGAGUGAAGAAAGGAGCUGAUGGUGUAAUGAGGACAAUGGUCCCAGAAAAAUUACUGAAGAGUAUGCCAAUAUUACAGGGACAAAUAGAUGCACUUCUUGAAUUUGAUGUUCAUCCAAAUGAACUGACAAAUGGAGUCAUAAAUGCUGCAUUUAUGCUUCUUUUCAAAGAUCUCAUCAAGCUUUUUGCUUGUUACAAUGAUGGAGUUAUUAACUUAUUAGAGAAGUUUUUUGAAAUGAAGAAAGGGCAGUGCAAAGAUGCUCUUGAAAUUUACAAACGGUUUCUGACAAGAAUGACAAGAGUAUCAGAAUUUCUUAAAGUUGCAGAGCAAGUUGGAAUUGACAAAGGUGACAUUCCUGAUCUCACACAAGUAUUGCUGACCAGAGUUCUCUGUGAUCUGAAAAACAGUGAUGAUAAUGAAAAGUCUCCUUUUAAAGAAUACACAGUUGAUGAACCGGCUCCCAGUAGUCUUAUGGAGACGCUUGAACAGCAUCUAAACAGUUUGGAAGGAAAGAAACCUGGAAACAGUGAGGGCUCUGGUGCACCUUCACCCUUGGGCAAGUCUUCUCCAGCCACAACUGUUACAUCUCCUAAUUCCACCCCGGCAAAAAGUAUUGAUACAUCUCCUCCAGUUGAUCUCUUUGCAACAUCUUCUACAGCAGCUCCAGUCAGUGCUUCCAAACCCUCCAGUGAUCUUCUAGAUCUUCAGCCCGACUUCACAUCUACUACUGCACAAGCCACUUCAGCAGCUCCUGCCGGGGCAACUUCAUGGGGAGACAGCCUGGCUGCACUUUCCGGUGUUACCUCUGAGCCACAGAUUUCAGAUCCCUUUGCUCCAGAACCCACACCAGCUCCUACUGCAGAAUCUACUGAACUAGCAACUACUUCUGCUACGACUGCAACUGUUACUGCUACUCCUGCUGCUGAAGUGGAUCUCUUUGGAGAUGCCUUUGCAGCUUCUCCUAGUGAAGCCCCUGCAGCACCUGAAGGGGCAGCAGCACCAGCUACCCCAACCCCUGUAGCCGCAGCUCUUGAUGCAUGUUCAGGAAAUGACCCCUUUGCCCCAUCAGAAGGCAGUGCAGAGGCUGCACCAGAGCUGGACCUCUUUGCUAUGAAGCCAACCGAGACCAGCGUUCCUGUAGUUACCCCUACAACUAGUGCAGCCACUCCAGUUCCCGCAACUACUCCUACUCCAGCUGCUGUCGUGGCCCCUCCAGUCCCUGCUACAACUGUUACUACCACUGCCACUACCACUGCUACCACAUCUGCUACUACCACUACUGCCACCACCUCUGCUCCUCCUCCUGCUCUAGAUAUCUUUGGUGAUUUGUUUGAUACCGCACCUGCUGAUGUCCCUGCAGCACCUAAGCCAGAUGUUGCUCCUAGUAUAGACCUGUUUGGUACAGAUGCUUUUUCUUCUCCACCAGCUGGAGCUUCUCCUGUACCUGAGACUUCUCUUACUGGUGAUCUCUUAUCUGUGGAUGCAUUUGCAGCGCCUCCGUCCCUGCCCACUGCCUCCCCAGCUAAGGUGGACUCCGCAGGUGUGAUUGACCUGUUUGGUGAUGCUUUUGGAAGUAGCGUACCUGAACCCCAACCUGCAACCCAAGCUGCUUCUAGCUCCUCCGCUUCUGCUGACCUUUUGGCUGGCUUUGGAGGUUCUUUUAUUGCACCGUCUCCAUCACCUUCCCCUGUUACGCCAGCUCAGGCUAAUAUACUACAGCCCAACUUCGAAGCAGCCUUUGGAGCCUCUCCCUCCCCUUCCCCUGCUGGCAGUUCCUUUGAUCCCUCAGUGUUUGAUGGCUUAGGUGACCUUCUUAUGCCAACUAUGAUGCCAUCUGGUCAACCUCUACCUGCUUCAGCUGCAGCCCCUAGUUCUUCAGCUGCAACCAAAGGCAUUGGAAGUGAUCUCGAUUCCUCUCUCGCAAACUUAGUAGGAAAUCUUGGAAUUUCUGGUACCACAUCAAAGAAGGGAGACCUUCAGUGGAAUGCAGGAGAGAAGAAGUUAACAGGAGGAGCCAACUGGCAACCAAAAGUAGCACCUGCAACAUGGUCAACUGGCGUUCCUCCAAGUGGCCCAUUGACAGGAUCCGUGCCUCCAGCAGGUGCCGUUCCGCCUACAUCAGGUGCUGCUCCUGCACAGCCUGGAUCAGGAUUUGGAAUGCAGCCUCCAGGAGCUGGUGUCCCAAUGAUGCCACAGCAACCUGUCAUGUAUGGACAGCCUAUGAUGAGACCACCAUUUGGAGCAGCUGCAGGACCUGGUGCACAACUUUCUCCAAGUCCUACACCAGCCACUCAGAGUCCCAAGAAACCUCCAACAAAGGACCCAUUAGCAGAUCUUAACAUCAAAGAUUUCUUAUGAACUAUUUAAGUUUUCUGACAGGAUAACCGAAGAUGCAAGUUUGGAAUCUACAAACAAGAAUUUUGCCGCUCAGAGUUUCCAAGUGAGCCACGAUGACCAAACCCAGUGAUUACUCAGACUUCUCUCCUAAUUCCAAAACGUGUAGCACAGCUGUGAAAGUGAACCUUAGGAAUGUGUACUCUCUUAGUUGUUAUCCCUCUCUCUCUCUCUCUCUCUCUCGCUCUCUCUCUCUCAGUUUGUGUACUUGCAUUAUUAUUUAUGUGUUUUACAACUUAAACAUUGGAUGUAUGUUUCUGAUGCCUUCUUAGUGCUUUUCUGAACCUAUCCAAUAGGGACAGAUUACGCAGCUGUUGUGUGGUGAGCCAUUUGGAGCGAUGUGUCUGUGUUUCUGGAGGUCUCGAUGUAAAUAACUUUGGCAAACCUUCUAAAAGUUUCCCUCUCAAAUCCAGUUUCUCAUGUAUAUCUGUUAUACCAAACGAUCAUGUGAUGAUAUUGGUUAGUAACAAAAGCACUCUGAAUCCUACAAACGCUCUUCAUGUGGAAUACAUUUUUCUCCCAAUGCAGGAUUCUCAAUUUGUUGUGGGAUGUUUUAUUUUUGUGGCACUGUACAUGUUACAUUAAAUUAUAAUUUAAAGUAAUAUAAAGCAAAACUCCCUUUUAACAUGUCUUCUAUCAAGUUGCUUUGUGAACAAUUAUACCCUUCUUGGGGGAAAAAAACCUUAACAUGUUUCUUUUAAAAAUAUUUGUGGAUCUUUUAUUUUCAUUUUAAGAACAGCUUAUUUAUCGGCUCUUGCUUUAAAUGCACUGAAGAUAAGUAAAGGGUGUGUUUAUUUCCAUGUAGCUGGGAAAAAACAGCUGUAGAAAGGCAGACAUGGUGAGAAUUGUCAGACUGACCAGGCGUGUUGAUUAUCAAGGCUAAUCAGUGUGACUGGCAAAUCAUGGAAAACCUAUUUGUAUUUUUUAUCCAGCCUUUACCUAAAUCUGUUAGUUUGGUGCUUCUAUGUAUAUGCCUUAGACUAGUGUUCUUCCAUCCCCAUACAGCACUGUAUUUUCCAUCUGUGAUUAGAAGCCACACUAAACUGGAGAACUGCACCCUUUACUGUAAGCAACAAACAUGUUCUUUGAACAUUUUAGUUCCUUCCCUCAUACUGUUUGUGCUGAUGGCUUGGCUUAAGAUUUUGAUUCCUUAAUAAGGUCACUGUUGAUCAGUGUUACAAGUGGCUUGGCAGCUCUUUGUAAAAGCAUAUUAGGUUGGAAAGAUGUUCACCUGAGUCUUUCAAAUUAACUAUUUAAUCAAUAUAUGGUACCAUUUUUAAAAAGUGGCUGUAUCUGAAUUUGUUGUGGGGAUAACAUACACUGUAAUGACAGAGAGUUAGAGAGAGAAUUUCAAAGUGGGUUUUCUUUGUAUUUUGGUUUGAGAAAAACCCAGUGCAUGUAUACCCUCUGAGAUGCAAUAAAACACCUUGAUCAAAGUAAG
Molecule: messenger RNA, 4341 nt
Organism: Varanus komodoensis (Komodo dragon)
Lineage: Eukaryota; Metazoa; Chordata; Lepidosauria; Squamata; Varanidae
Gene: SNAP91
Product: synaptosome associated protein 91
Exons: 30
Coding region: 69-2864 (931 amino acids)
Biological process (GO): clathrin-dependent endocytosis; clathrin coat assembly; synaptic vesicle budding from presynaptic endocytic zone membrane
Cellular component (GO): clathrin-coated pit; synaptic vesicle; clathrin-coated vesicle
Molecular function (GO): clathrin heavy chain binding; 1-phosphatidylinositol binding; phosphatidylinositol-4,5-bisphosphate binding
Source: RefSeq, a predicted model, not a curated record